AGAGGUUUGUAGCCUCUGUUGUAUCCGUUUUUCAAGAAAGUAGUUAUUUCAUCGAUUUAGGGAGUAUUAUGAAAUUUUACUAAAUUAAUAGAUAAACAAUUAUAAUGAUUUUCAUAUACCAUGAAAAGCGUAAAACACAUUAAUACAGAUGUAUAAUGUGGUUAGAAAUUUUAAAACAACACUAAAGAUUAUAGGCUUCAGUAUAUAAAGUAUUUACCAAAAACUCAAUAUUUUCGAAGGGGUUAACACAUGGAUUUUGAGAAAAUUUCAAAAAAUAUGACAAUAAAACCAUUUGCCAACAUGUAGUGAGCUUUCUAGUCCAAAAAAAAAACAUGUAGUGAGCUUUGAAUUAAGAUUGCACGAGUUCAUGAUUCGUUUAGGCAUAAAUGGAAAAUUAGUUUGUAAUACAAGGAACAACAACAACAAACAAAAGGAAGCCUUUACAAGGAUCAACAACAACUAUAAAUCUACUUAGUUAGAUGUGUGAUAUUUAUACCAUACGAAACUGUUUAAUAAAAAAUCAGUCUAGUAUUUUUAUUUGCAUUUUACACUAUACUGAAAAAGAUGUUUUAUAUUUUUUCAUUAGUCUGCAUAAUUAAUAAAAAUCACAUGUUUAGAUUCAUCAAAGCUUCUAAUACAUAGUUUAAUCAAAUCACUUGAAGUCUAGACUGAAGGUAUUUUCAUCUAUUUUAUAAUGUAAUUAAUGUAUUUUAUUUAGAUUUGCUCCCAAAAAUAUUUAAUAUGGUUGUAAACAGCUACUAGAUGUUUAAACAUUAUAAUGAAUCUAUCUCAAAUAAGAAUGUCUGCUGAGAAGUAGGCUACUAAAAAGCAAAUUAAUUUGUAAAUUAUUAAUCACAAUUUUGAUGACAACUUAACCAUCUCCUACUCAUCACAAUCAUACUUCUGGCAACUCUAGCAUACAAUAAUAAUACACCAUAAUCUCCUUACUUAAACUCCAUAACGCCUUGCAAAAUUUCUGAAUCUUCAUAACAAUGGCUGGAGGAACAGCUCUAAAUUCAACCUCUGUAGGAUCUAAGUCAGUUCCAAUGAGAAACCAUGAAGCAACAGAGAGAGGCAAUAACAAAAACAACAACAACAACAAGAACUUGAAAGCAUUACCCAAACCGGUUCAACCGGCUUCAUCAAUGAAAGGAGAGAUGGCUAAGAGGCCAAGAGGUAGACCAGCUGGCUCCAAGAACAAACCAAAACCACCGAUCAUUGUGACUCAAGACAGUCCAAACUCCCUCAGAGCUCAUGCCCUUGAGAUCAGCUCAGGUAAUGACAUCUGUGAGACUCUAUCAGACUUUGCUAGAAGGAAACAGAGAGGAAUCUGCAUACUAAGUGCCAAUGGUUGUGUGACCAAUGUGACAUUAAGGCAGCCAGCUUCAUCAGGAGCUAUUGUUAGAUUACAUGGACGUUUUGAAAUCCUCUCAUUGCUUGACUCAAUCUUGCCUCCACCGUCACCGGUUGGUAUAACCGGUUUGACCAUUUACUUAGCCGGGCCCCAAGGACAGGUUGGUGGUGGUGGAGUGGUUGGUGGGCUAAUAGCAUCUGGUCCUGUUGUUCUCAUGGUUGCAUCUUUCAUGAAUGCUGUGUUUGAUAGUCUUCCUCUGGAUGAUGAUGAAGCUGCCUCUAUGCAGAACCAGCAGUACUAUCAUAACGGAAGAUCUCAUCCUUUAGAUGACAUUCAAAGAUUGCCUCAAAACCUUCUCACUAAUGGACACUCUGAUUCUGAUAUUUACUGGGGUCCUGCACAGCGUGCUAUGUCCAAACCUUAAUAGUAGUAGAACAAGAUGACUACUAUUAUUUUUACAUGUAAAUUGUGAAGAGUCGUACAAACUGGUGAUUUCUUAUGUUUAUGAUUGUCUACUUCCAUGAACAAGUGCAAAAGCUCCAUGUUAGUUUUACAGCUUGUCCAAAUGAUUGCCAUUGACAUCAAUAUUCAUGAAUCAAGUUAUUCAAGAUGACAAACAACAGUGGUUUAUUGAAAUACAUAAACUUGAAUAUCGUCCCUCAUCUAAACUUCAUGGUUCAUCAUAUGGAAGAACCAUGUUCUGAUAUUUAGUGCUGCCAAAAUCAUGUCAAUCAUUGGUAAAACAAAACAAAAAAAAAAUCAAUGUGGAAGUCAUAUGUACUGAAAUAGCUGGUAUUGUUAUUGGGAGAGCUGAUCAUCAUAAUUAGGUAACUAAAUUUAAUAGACCAUUUCCUAUAUAUUAUUUACAAAGUGAUUUUACUCUUGUUAUUUUUACAAUCAAUUUCACUAAAAAAAUGUGACAUGUCACACUAAAAAAAUGACGUGACAUAUGGCUUAAUGUGACACUAAGUUAAGAUCUGCGCCUUAUGAGGGAUAAAUAUUAUAUAUAUAAAUUAUUUUACGUAUUAUAUUUUUUUAACAUAUUAUGAAAUAAUAA
Messenger RNA from Brassica napus (rape), 2411 nucleotides. RefSeq names its product AT-hook motif nuclear-localized protein 16-like. Gene Ontology annotation, biological process: vegetative to reproductive phase transition of meristem. The transcript has a single exon. Gene Ontology annotation, cellular component: nucleus. Lineage: Eukaryota; Viridiplantae; Streptophyta; Magnoliopsida; Brassicales; Brassicaceae. Gene Ontology annotation, molecular function: minor groove of adenine-thymine-rich DNA binding; DNA-binding transcription factor activity. The coding region runs from base 993 to 1778 and encodes 261 amino acids. The record is from RefSeq and is a predicted model, not a curated record.